Callorhinchus milii (elephant shark) is the source of this 1402-nucleotide messenger RNA. Its product is annotated as transmembrane protein 182. The record is from RefSeq and is a predicted model, not a curated record. The transcript has 5 exons. Gene Ontology annotation, cellular component: membrane. The coding region runs from base 97 to 837 and encodes 246 amino acids. NCBI's taxonomy places the organism in Eukaryota, Metazoa, Chordata, Chondrichthyes, Chimaeriformes, Callorhinchidae.
CCACGUCCUAAAAUAGCAGUCUGAUUCAGACAAACAUUCAUUGCAGACACAGCUUCCAGCAAACACUUUAGCCAAGUUAGAAACUUUUGCUGGACCAUGAAAGUUAGCAUUAUUGCCUUUGUUGCGGGGCUUAUUGGAGCCAUUGGGGUGCUUCUAUUUCUGAUAGCAUUUGGGACAGAUUACUGGCUGUUAGCAACUGAGAACUGUGAAGCAUAUGAUCAUGAAUCUGAAAGUAAAACAUCCAGGCCUCGAGCUACCACAGAGGAAGCUAGUGAAACACACGAUGAAUCUUCCAUCACCUUUCACCAUGAGGGAUUCUUUUGGCGGUGUUGGUUCAGUGAAGACAUUUCCCAUGACAGCAUCUGGAACUUCUGGUUUACAAACCAGCCCCCAUCAAAGUUCUGUGUUCGUGGCUACCUCUUCCCUUUGCCGAUUGCACUGGGGCCCCUUCUUUCCCACGACAACACGGCUGUGUACCGUGGCUUUUGGACGGUGUUCAUAAUAUUAGCUGUGACUGCUGCUAUUGUGGGAGGAUUCCUGUUAGUUUGUGCAGUGCCAUUUGUGAGUGCCAAGCUCUACAAAGUAGGAGGUGGAUUUCUUUUGGCUGCUGGAACUUUAUUUUCCAUUCUGAUUUUUCUCUUUGUAAUGUGGAAGGAGUUUGCUGCAGAUUUGGAAAAAUACAUCUUGUCGGAGAGAAGUGGCAGCUGUAAGGAUGUAUUAGUGUAUGUACAGUACGGUUGGUCUUUCAUGUUUGCUGCAGUUGGGAUUCCUCUGGUUUUACUUUCUGGUCUCUUAUUUUAUGUGAUUGGCCGCACCAUCGAAGCACAUAACAAAUAAAAGGCACAUUAUGGCUCCAAGCAUCGGAUUCUUGAAACAAAAUCUAUGGUGAUAUACUCCACAUGGUCACUGUGAUAUAAAAAAGCAAACAAAAGUGCCUCAUACAUUUCCACCUUGUUGAGAUUAACCAAGCGAUACUUAUUUUUACACUACUACGUACACACCGUAAAAUAUAAAAUAGCUCAAGUCCCAAAAUCAGUUGAGAAAAUGUAUUUGGUUUAAAAUUAUAUAUCAUUUGAGUUAUAUAUCAUGUGAAUUAACGUUGAAAACCGUAUAUAUGUUUGACCUUUUGUUUCUCUUGAGGGCAUUUUAUGUUUCUGUAAAAUAAAAGCUGUUAGCAAUGCAUUCAGUCCAAAAUGAUGUUCCACCAUAAUAAAAUGUUAUCCAUGGCAUAUAGCUUACUUUUCCAUCCACUGGACACACUACAUAAUUUUCUCAUUGGCACAUCUUUAUUUCACUAAAGUGAUGUCAACUCUUAUCAUUGAUACUUUUUCUUUCAUGUGAAGUAAAACUUUUACGGUGCAGUGAUGGUUGGAUUACAUUAAAAUAUUGUGACAUGCUGCAA